CGCGAGGUCGAGGAGGCGCUACGCUAGGCGUCGAAUAAUGAUAUAUAUCGUUUCCUACGCUAGUGUCUCUAGCUCGAGCGAGGCGAGGACGCUCACUAAGAUUAUAAUUAAUGAUAAAGAUAGCUUAGAGAUACGAAGGAAGGAUCCUCGUGGGGGCCCACCCGUCCCUAUAAUCGAACUUACUCCUAAGGGAACUAAAAAAUUCCUCGGUCAGACUAAAUUAUACGGCGAGCAACUACUUUUACACUUCCCGAGAUCGUUUAUAGGCCUUCUCUAG
This is a messenger RNA of Penicillium samsonianum, 277 nucleotides long. RefSeq lists its product as uncharacterized. Lineage: Eukaryota; Fungi; Ascomycota; Eurotiomycetes; Eurotiales; Aspergillaceae. The record is from RefSeq and is a predicted model, not a curated record. The transcript is spliced from 4 exons. Bases 38 to 277 code for a protein of 79 amino acids.